UCCAAGCCGAAGGCAAGCGGUUUGCAUGCCGUACUGUGUGAAUUCGGACGUGCUGGCACUGCUUCCGUUGUACGUGCAAGAGAGCUUCCCGUUCUUCCUGACACGGAAGUCCGCUAUUCACCGUGACGUGGUCGCCGAGGUGGCAGACAACCUGAUGCACGCGAAGGGGUUCUCAGCAUCGAGCGAGGCCUUGCAACAGGCACACCUGUACAGGUUCCAUUCCAUGGAGCUCAAGUACUACAGCAUGCUUCUAUGGCGCAGAGAAGAGCAGCUGGAUGCAGGAGUGGAGGACGAGUUUGGAUCCUUUGAGGAUGCGGACGGCUACAACGGCUUUUCCCCUUCAGAACACUACUUGUCUACCGUAUGGUGCGAGCGGAUGCAGCAAUCAAGGGCCGCAAGGCUAGACAAGCACGUGAACGGAGUGCAGGGCGAGGUGGUGCUUCAGAAGGCCUUGCAGUCCGCGUCCCUGCGGGAACUGAAGCAAGACUUGAAGGCGCUCUUCAUCACGCGGUACACAGGCGGUGGCUUCAAGCUGCCUCGACUCGUUAGCACAGACGAAUGCUGCAACGACAAGGCUCUGCUGAACGAGAUCUUCGAAGAGUUGGCUUCCGAGGGGCACCAGUUUUCUGUCACCAAUUCCGUGCCUAUCGCUUCCGAGUGUCCUGUUCUCCACCUGCCGCCGGACGUUGUUCUUGGAGAGCCUGUGAAGGCCAACCAGGAUUCUCCGUGCCUUAAAGCGGCAGUGGACGCGAUCCGAAUGCAGGCAGAGGCCAACAACGGCCUCCUUGCGCUAGAUAUAGAGUGGGAGAUAUCGGCUGCUGGCGCACCGGCCAAUCCACCCGCCACCAUUCAGCUAGCAGCCGGGAAGAGAGUAGUGAUAUUCCACGUCUUGCACGGUCAGCGUUCGGUGCCAGCAGAACUGCCCGAUCCGCUUGUUGACUUGUUGGAGGAUACCAAGCUGACGAAGACGGGUGUGGGGAUAAAGGGAGACUGCACGAGGCUCACUAGCUUCUACGGUGUUGAAGUCGCUCAUGCCGUCGACCUGCGCUCUCUGGCGGUGGAGCGGAAGGUGGAGCUGGGGUUGAGGAGGGGCCUUGCGGACUUGUGUGUCCACCUACUUGGACAGCAGUUGCCGAAAGACCCUACCGUGCGGUUGUCCAAGUGGAACAAGCUCGACUUAUCCGACGACCAGAAAAGGUACGCAGCACUUGAUGCGUACGCCUGUCUUCUGCUUCAUGGACGCAUCGGCGAGCUGUCUGACUCGAUUUUCAGAGAUGCCGAGGAGCUGCAUGUCGGAGAUAGAGUACGGUUGUAUACUCGAGCAGGGAAUGACUGCGUUGGCGAGGGGUGUAUCGUCGAGCACACCGACGAGACCUGGGGGACAACGGGGUUCUACCUGGUGCCUCGUCGUGCUACACGACGUUUCGCCCGGCGCUGGGCUGUACGCCUGGAUAGGGUGCACGUGCCCCGCGCCAAGACCUUGUACCCAGACGCCACCGAUCCCCGUGGUACUCCCGCUACUGCGCAGCUUGCAAGCCGGGUGGACAGCGUCAUCCUGUGGGAUGCAAGCCGCUUGCGGAAGACGACUGCUAUCCUCACGGUAGGAGCAGCAGGAGAGCCAGCAGGAGCGCCAGCAGAAGCGCCAGCAGGAGUGCUAGCAGGAGUGCCAGCAGGAGCACUAGCGGGCGCGCCAGCAGCAGAGGCAGCAGUGGGAGCGGCAGCAGGAGAGGAAGCACGGACGGCAGCAGAAGAGGCAGCCACUAGCAGUGUACACGUAGAGACGAGCACAGUGUCUUGCGAAAGGGGUGGGCCCGGGGGUGGUGGCGGCAAGGAAGGUCCAAGGUUGCCAGAUUCUGUUGGCGAGGCGGACGCAAGACGUGGAGCGGGUCAAGGGGGGACGGAGUUCGUGACUCCUUCCGAGCCGUUUUUUUGUGGGGAGCUAGACGGCAUCGAAGCGCUCAGUUCCGAGUCCGUAGCAUGCUCGGCGGGUUCGGGUGGUUUGGCCGACGAGGGACAAGCAGCAACAGCCGGUGGAGAUGAUGAGGAGGAGGACGAGGUGCCUCUCGAUGUCACCGCAGACACGUCUAGCGCAGAGGUUGAAGAGCUACUAUUUCUCAAGGUUGCUGGGCUAGUUGUCAAGCUCGACACUUUCCACGCGAUGCAGCGGGUGAGUAAGCUCAUCCUCAAGAGCCACGGCGCGUGUCGUGCGUACUUGGCGCGGUUGAGAGACGCUUUUUUCAAGGUGAACGCGGAAGAUCUCGCGGCGGUGGAAGCAGCCCUCCGCCAAGCGGGCAUGAGCAAGGAAGAGGUGGAAGCUAAAAAGGCCAAGGAUUGGGUUUACUUCCUCAAGCGAUGCCGAAGGUUGAUCCCACGGCCAGCAGAGCUGCUCGAGCGUUUUGACUUGGUCAACAACCUGUAUGGCGGGCUUAUUGACAAGAAAACGAAGCAGCCACUGUUUCGAGCGGAAGCACUGGAGGCUAUCAAGCGUCUUCGAGUACACAUCAUGAACGAUUGCUGUAGUGACUCCCCGAACGAGGCGCUGUACUUCGAGGCGGGGAAGGAUGCUGAGACUCUCUGUCCGUUGUUUCGCUGCAUUAGAGGUACCAACGACCUAGAGGGGUACCACCUGCACAUGCGCUUGCUGGUCGCGUGGUGUAUUUCUCCCAGGCUUGCCCAUCUUCUUCUCCUCGAGUACAACUACAGGUGGAACUUACGCCAGAGUAUGAAGAACCGUGGUCUCGACGAGGCUGUGGGGGGGUUCUACGACCAACCAAUGCUUGAGGCCAUCCAGAGGAUGACUUCCAAGCUGUACGGCAAGGCGAAGUACUCCCAAUGGCUGCCGACGAGCGCAUACGGCGACACAGGGGAGCGCAGUGGGUUCGUGCGGAGCAUUUUCCCAUCAAACGUGGUCGGAGGAGGGACGGACUCGGUGUUGGAGAUACUGGGUGGGGCGGAGAACAGCGGCAUUGACCCCGCCUUUGCGGACGAGGCGGUUCCGCUCCCAGAGCUUACGGGAUCGGCAGCCAGGCUAGCAAAAAUGCAAGGAGUGCAGGUACCGCAUAUGCCGGUAACCAGUGCCGCUGAAAAAGCAAAGUUCGGCGACAUGUGGUUGGAGUUUGUCGAUCCGGCUGGGAGGCAGACUUUGCUCGACUUCGACAGCUUUGCAUUGGAAUGGAACAAGGCCGUGUCGCUCAUGGAGGAGGGCAAGAGCGCAGUGAUUCCCAUAUUCCGCAAGACGGCCGGACACCUCAAGGCGUACUGGAAAGCGCACCACGAGCAGGUGAACAUGAGGGACACUUUACGACCUGCCCGGGGUCGAGAUGCUCCCAUCAGAGAACAUCUCCGUGCCCCAGGUGAUGUCGGAGGCCCGGCUGGUGGUCUUGCGCAGCCUUGGAUUCUGGAGGCGCCUGAGGGAUUUCAGAUGCCGGAGCAGCUGCCCUCCAUUCCGCCAUCCGUUCCAGUUGCCGCGGCUCAGGGGGCGUUGGCGGGUGGUGGUGCUGGCGCCCCCGCGAAACCUCGCCGUAAACCGCAGCACUGCGUGGAGUGUGGGCACAAGAUGCGGAUUGGGGUGUUCAAGAAAUACCACCCGCAGUUUUUGUCGGCAGCCCAGCCCAAAAAAUGCACUGUGCCAGAGGGAUUGCGCCGGUUGGCUGUGAGACCAACACAGCAGAACGCCCUAAGGAAAUUUGGUGGGGAGUGCGAGUGUACUGGGGACGCCGCCCAUCUGGGAGGCUGCAAAGGGGUUAGAUAGUCUACUGUAUACUGUAGAUAAUUUACGGUGCUUCGAAGGUCAUCAUCCGACCAUCGGGGCGUUGGUUGAUGGUGCAACACGUUCUUCGCGUCUGGGGCUGGAGUCUCGCGCUUUGAGGAAGGGCAGAAAUGAUUUUCACGACAUGAUCCGACUGUUGUGCACAUUCUAAAUACAUAUUUAUUGAUGGGGUACUCCGAAAAUGUAUCUAAAAACACUCGGAAUGAACCCAAGGACAGCUUCACAGAAAAGCUUCGCAAACUGUGGCAGUCAAAUCGUCAAAGUGCCCCCCAAAUCGUCGAAAACAAGGCGAGAACAUGAAAGAAAUAUUGCGCGCUUCGCGCGCC
Molecule: messenger RNA, 4095 nt
Organism: Ectocarpus sp. CCAP 1310/34
Lineage: Eukaryota; Phaeophyceae; Ectocarpales; Ectocarpaceae
Source: the annotation of a GenBank genome assembly